Molecule: messenger RNA, 1107 nt
Organism: Pseudomassariella vexata
Lineage: Eukaryota; Fungi; Ascomycota; Sordariomycetes; Amphisphaeriales; Pseudomassariaceae
Exons: 2
Coding region: 1-1107 (368 amino acids)
Cellular component (GO): mitochondrion
Molecular function (GO): hydrolase activity, acting on acid anhydrides, in phosphorus-containing anhydrides
Source: RefSeq, a predicted model, not a curated record
AUGAUUUCAUCUUCGUCAUACUACUCUACGGCGUCACCCCAGGAAAUGAAACGGCCCUCGGAUCCGCGCCCCAGCUCCAGCGUCAUCCUCCUUUCCCCCACAAACCAGGUCCUCCUCCUGCAUCGGGUCAAGACCUCGUCCGCGUUCCCGUCAGCCCACGUGUUUCCCGGAGGCAACCUAUCAGAAUUUCACGACGGAUCGGUAGAACCACCAGGCCACCCCAGGCGGCAUCAAGACAGCUUGCCGUACCGACUUGGCGCGAUUCGGGAAACGUUCGAGGAGAGCGGCAUACUCCUCGCGCGGGACGGGCACGGGACCAGACUGCUGAACUUGCCUUUAGCCGACCGGGAUGAAGCGAGGAAGGCCGUCUACGCGAACAAGGUCCCCUUUGGGACCUGGUUGGAGAGCGUGGGUGGAUAUGCCGAUACAGCAAACUUGAUCCCCUUCACGCGCUGGAUCACACCCCCGGCCACACCGAAGCGCUUCACCACGCAGAUGUACCUCUACAUGCUGCCGCUGCCGACGCCGCUCUCAGCAGAUCCAGCGUGCGCGGCUGCACAAGCAGAGGCGAUUUUGCCUACCCCCGAUGGAAGCGAAGUCACGGUGUCAGUUUUUGAAGACGCCCAAACCUGGCUGCAAAGACAGGCGAUGGGGGAAAUUAUUCUGUUUCCACCGCAAGCUUUCCUGCUUACAUUAGUGGCCCAAUUCUGCACAGGGCCUCCAUCCUCGUUGUCGGCGGACUCUACUUUACACUACAAAGCGCAACGCGAUGCGCUCCUCCAAUUCUUAGACACGUUACCCACAACGUCACACCCAAAAGUACUCAAGAAUCCCACCUCACAUAUACCCUGGAGCGAGAAGGUCAUUUGUCCCGCGACGGCCAUGAUGGCAGGCGAUGGGCGCAUCGUCUUAAGUUUGGAUAAGCCCGGACCAGAGUUAAGGGGGCGUGGGCACGGUGGGGACUUCGAGCGGGUUGUGCUGGUCAAAUUUGAGAGGGGAGGCCCGAGGCGGGUCGAGGUCAGGCGCAGAGAGGAGGUUUUUGAAGAGGAGAGGAGAAGAUUGGAAGGGAAUGAGGAAUAUGGAAGAGCGAGGCAGUUCAAGCUCUGA